GUGGAGGAGAGAUUUAGAAAAACUAAUCAGGGCUCCCCUGAAGCACAGUCUAAGCAGAUGGGCAAAGUGUUGGAGCCACCAGUGCCUUCAAGAUCAGAGUCCUUUUCCAAUGGAAACUCAGAACCUGCUCAGCCUGCCCUGCAGAGGCCAAUGGAGCCCCAGGUACAGUGGUCCCAUCUGGCAUCUCUCAAGAACAAUGUUUCCCCUGUCUCGCGAUCCCAUUCCUUCAGUGACCCUUCUCCCAAAUUUGCUCAUCACCAUCUUCGUUCCCAGGACCCAUAUCCACCUUCACGCAGUGAAGUGCUAAGUCAGAGUUCUGACUCUAAGUCGGAGGUACCCGACCCCACCCAAAAGGCUUGGGCUAGAUCAGACAGUGACGAGGUGCCUCCAAGGGUACCUGUGAGAACAACGUCUCGAUCACCAGUCCUGUCCCGCCGUGAUUCUCCACUGCAGGGCAGUGGACAGCAAAAUAACCAAGCAGGUCAAAGAAACUCCACGAGCAAUAUAGAGCCUCGUCUGCUGUGGGAAAGGGUGGAGAAGCUCGUACCAAGACCGGGCAGUGGCAGUUCUUCAGGUUCAAGCAACUCUGGCUCACAGCCUGGCUCCCACCCUGGCUCUCAGAGUGGAUCUGGAGAACGGUUCCGGAUGAGAUCAUCAUCCAAAUCAGAGGGUUCGCCAUCGCAGCGUCAUGAAAGUGCACCUAAAAAGCCUGAAGAGAAAAAGGAAGUCUUCAGACCUAUCAAGCCCGCUGGAGAAGUGGAUUUAACUGCGUUGGCAAAGGAAUUGCGAGCGGUAGAGGAUGUGCGACCUCCACAUAAAGUGACGGAUUAUUCAUCCUCCAGUGAGGAGUCAGGGACGACAGAUGAGGAAGACGAUGACAUGGAACAAGAAGGAGCAGAUGAAUCUACUUCUGGACCAGAUGAUGUCCGAGCAGUGUCAACGUUGAACUUGAGCAAUGGUGAAACAGAGUCAGUGAAAACCAUGAUCGUCCAUGACGAUGUGGAGAGUGAACCUGCCUUGACGCCUUCUAAGGAGGGCACCUUAAUUGUCCGACAGAGUACAGUUGACAAAAAGCGUGCCAGCCAUCAUGAGAGCAAUGGCUUUGCCGGUCGCAUUCACCUCUUGCCAGAUCUCUUACAGCAAAGCCAUUCCUCCUCCACUUCCUCCACCUCCUCCUCCCCAUCCUCCAGCCAGCCGACACCCACCAUGUCCCCACAGACACCCCAGGACAAGCUAACUACUAAUGAGACUCAGUCCGCUAGUAACACACUCCAGAAACACAAAUCUUCCUCCUCCUUUACACCUUUUAUAGACCCCAGAUUACUACAGAUUUCUCCAUCUAGUGGGACAACUGUGACUUCUGUGGUAGGAUUUUCAAGUGAAGCAAUGAGAUCAGAGGCAAUAAGGCAAGACCCUACGCGGAAGGGAUCAGUUGUCAAUGUGAAUCCCACGAAUACACGGCCACAGAGUGAUACCCCAGAGAUCCGCAAAUACAAGAAGAGAUUCAAUUCGGAGAUACUGUGUGCUGCCUUAUGGGGAGUGAACUUGUUAGUGGGCACUGAAAGUGGUCUGAUGCUGCUAGACAGAAGUGGUCAGGGGAAGGUUUACCCACUUAUCAAUCGAAGACGAUUCCAGCAGAUGGAUGUGCUUGAAGGGCUGAAUGUCUUGGUGACAAUUUCUGGUAAGAAGAACAAGUUGCGAGUUUACUAUUUGUCCUGGUUAAGAAAUAAAAUCCUUCACAACGACCCUGAAGUAGAAAAGAAACAGGGCUGGACAACGGUGGGCGACUUGGAAGGCUGUGUGCACUAUAAAGUGGUAAAAUAUGAAAGAAUCAAGUUCUUGGUAAUUGCAUUGAAGAGUUCUGUGGAAGUCUAUGCAUGGGCACCAAAGCCAUACCAUAAAUUUAUGGCCUUUAAGUCAUUUGGAGAAUUGGUACAUAAGCCAUUGCUGGUGGAUCUAACCGUAGAAGAGGGUCAGAGACUAAAAGUGAUCUAUGGCUCCUGUGCUGGCUUCCAUGCUGUUGAUGUGGAUUCAGGAUCGGUCUAUGAUAUUUAUCUACCAACACAUAUCCAGAGCAGUAUCCAACCUCAUGCAAUCAUCAUUCUCCCAAACACGGAUGGGAUGGAGCUACUGGUCUGCUACGAGGAUGAAGGAGUUUACGUCAACACAUAUGGAAGGAUAACCAAGGACGUGGUUCUGCAGUGGGGAGAAAUGCCAACUUCAGUUGCGUACAUCCGAUCCAACCAGAUUAUGGGCUGGGGAGAAAAAGCUAUUGAAAUACGAUCGGUGGAAACUGGACACUUGGACGGUGUGUUCAUGCACAAAAGGGCACAAAGACUCAAGUUCUUAUGUGAACGCAAUGACAAGGUUUUCUUUGCCUCCGUACGGUCGGGCGGAAGCAGUCAAGUCUAUUUCAUGACCCUUGGCAGGACUUCUCUUCUGAGCUGGUAGAAGCAGUGGGAUUUGGCGAGGAAUUGCUGACAUCCAGAGUCUGAGAUCUUCAUAACUCGGAAUUAUUUUCAACUGGAGUACAGACCUGCACUAAUGCAGCACUCUGUGUAAAUGUGUGUGCAGGCAUCACUGGUGUUAGGUUUCUUUUUGUUUUUCAACUGAGGCUGCGACGCAGCUGGUGCUGUAAAGAUAUUGCCAUCAGGUGCUACGAUGUCUUUGAGAUUUGGGAUCAUGCUAGAAAGCUACAGGUCGUCUUUUCCCUUCAGCUCCAGGAUUCCUAGGCUUCGAAGGACUCUGUUUGUUAGUGUUAAAGCAGAGAGGGGGGAAAAA
Tauraco erythrolophus (red-crested turaco) is the source of this 2781-nucleotide messenger RNA. NCBI's taxonomy places the organism in Eukaryota, Metazoa, Chordata, Aves, Musophagiformes, Musophagidae. The record is from RefSeq and is a predicted model, not a curated record.